This is a messenger RNA of Diatraea saccharalis (sugarcane borer), 1586 nucleotides long. The record is from the annotation of a GenBank genome assembly. NCBI's taxonomy places the organism in Eukaryota, Metazoa, Arthropoda, Insecta, Lepidoptera, Crambidae.
AAAACUUAUUUAUUUUGACUAAAAUUGUUAUGUCUGAAGUGUCUGAAACUAAUAAAAAUGAAGAUAAAACCAAUAAUAACGUAUCCGAUGAAAAUAAACUGGCGGAAGAAAAGCAAAAGAACAUUAACGAGAAUUUGAAACAACGUCUUCGAAAAUACAUAAAAAAAUUGGGUGAUACAGGAAAAAGUACAACCAAAGAGGAAAGUGAUAAAAUAGAAAUUGAAACAUUCAAACAACUUUAUAAACCGAAACUAGAAGGUAACGAGGCUUCAUAUAAAAAAAUACCGAAAUUUUAUUACAAACUUCCACGGAGUGAUGAUGUUUUAGCACAGAAAUUAAGAGAAGAAACAAGGGCCCAAUUCCUUCAGAAGAAAAGUAAAGAAUUAUUAGACAAUAGUGAAUUAAAACAUUUAUGGAGUCUCUUAGAGAAAUCAAAUGGAAGUUACAGUAUAGUGAAUAAUGAUGAGCUAACCAUUGAUUAUCUACAAUUCAAGAAAAUAAGAGAAGAGGCUGGACCAAAAUAUAGACCCUACUUCACUGCAGAAGUGUUUGGUCGCCUUCAAGCAGCAGAAGGCAGCUUCGGCAGAGUGCGAGGUGUAUCACUAUUCAAUUAUAUCAUGAGAAGGGUCUGGCUACAGCAAACCAGAAUUGGUCUUUCUCUUUAUGAUGUCACUGGGCAAGGGUACCUCACAGAACAUGAUCUCGAGAGCUACAUCGCAGAGCUUGUACCUUCUUUGGCAGCUUUGGACGGGCUGGAUUCCUCCUUCAGCUCGUUUUAUGUGUGCACUGCAGCUAGGAAGUUCCUAUUCUUCUUAGACCCAUUAAGGGUCGGCCGAGUGAGGAUCAGAGAUGUUCUUUCGUGUUCCUUCUUGGAUGAUUUACUUGAGUUACGGGAAGAAGACUUACCAAUGGAGAUGCAGGAACAGAACUGGUUCAGUGCUGCGUCCGCGCUGCGCGUGUACGGACAGUAUCUCAACUUAGAUCGAGAUCACAACGGCAUGUUGAGCAUCAACGAAUUAGCAGGGUACGGCUCAGGCACAUUAACUCGUGCGUUCCUCCAGCGAGUGUUCCAACAAUGUCUCACGUAUGACGGCGAGAUGGACUACAAGACCUAUUUAGACCUGGUGCUAGCUCUGGAGAACAGGAAGCAGCCGGCGGCACUCGCCUACCUGUUCAGGGUGCUGGAUAUCAACUCGCAGGGGUAUCUGGACGCGUUCACUCUUAAUUACUUCUUUAAGGCUAUUCAGGAGCAAAUGGUCGCGCACGGCGCCGAACCUGUCAAUUUCGACGACGUCAAAGACGAAAUCUUUGACAUGAUUCGACCACAGCAUCCGUCCAGGAUAACACUCCAAGAUCUGAUUAGAAGCGGUCACGGUCAUACUGCCGUGUCUAUACUUUUAGAGCUGCAUGGAUUCUGGGCGUAUGAGAACAGAGAAGCUUUAGCAGCGGCCGGUGAUCAUGCCUGACAGUUGGGUAAUGGUGACCGCGAGAGGGAUACGCGGGCACACUUUCCGGAUUUGAUGAAAUUGAGAUUGAAGAGUCUAGAUUGACUCGACUUGAUUGCCUUGAUUUAAUUGACUUGAUUA